GCAGAGCACGUUUAUAAAACAAGCCUUAUUUCUCUUGAGAAAUCAGACUGAAAACUAGUUUUAAACACCGAAUGAAAAACUGAAUUUUUUUUCGAUCGGUUUUUUUCGCCUAUCGAUUAAUGUAUCAUGUUGCACAGAGCAUUGGAAAAUGAAAGAGCUGUGAAAUGUUCACGAGCAUUUAAGUGUUUCAAGAGCUGAAGACCCUUGAUGAUUUUUAGUAGAAGUGUAAGCCCUGAAGCAUGCGGUGUGUGAAGGCAUUGCAGCUCACCCUCGCUGUCGUCAAACCCGAUGCUGUGGCCCACCCGCUCGUUCUGGAGGCUCUUCAUCAGAAGAUUCUCAAAAACUUCAUUAUAGUCCGAAAGAAGGAUCUGAUGUGGAGAACAGAAGAUUCAGAAAGGUUUUAUGCUGAACAUGCAGGACGUUUUUUCUAUCAAAGACUGGUUGAAUUCAUGGCAAGUGGCCCAAUGAGAGCAUACAUCCUAGCCAGGGAAGAUGCUAUCACUCACUGGAGGGGGAUGAUGGGUCCAACAAAAGUGUUUAGAGCUCGCUUCACUUCACCAGACACCCUGCGAGGCCAAUACGGGCUGACAGACACCAGAAACACUACUCAUGGUUCAGAUUCAGUUGACUCUGCCAAGAGAGAGAUUUCAUUUUUCUUUCCAGAAUUCAAUGCCGAUGAGUGGAUGUCGAGGGAAGAGCCACGUCUUAGGUUGAGACAAAUACAUACUCUCCAACGGGACACAUGAUGAUCACAUUUCGUAACAUGCUCCUCCUCUGCACUGUGGGGCCAGAAGAAGACAGCGCUUCCUGUUCUUCAGAAGAGAGGAUUGCAGGGGUGCUGCCAGGUUUCACAUCAUUCAGACCCA
Carassius auratus (goldfish) is the source of this 866-nucleotide messenger RNA. RefSeq names its product nucleoside diphosphate kinase 6-like. Lineage: Eukaryota; Metazoa; Chordata; Actinopteri; Cypriniformes; Cyprinidae. Gene Ontology annotation, biological process: CTP biosynthetic process; negative regulation of cell growth; negative regulation of mitotic nuclear division. The record is from RefSeq and is a predicted model, not a curated record. The transcript has 6 exons. Bases 240 to 746 code for a protein of 168 amino acids. Gene Ontology annotation, molecular function: nucleoside diphosphate kinase activity. Gene Ontology annotation, cellular component: mitochondrion.